Larimichthys crocea (large yellow croaker) is the source of this 2436-nucleotide messenger RNA. It is a transcript of the gene smim22, whose product is annotated as leucine rich repeat containing 2. Lineage: Eukaryota; Metazoa; Chordata; Actinopteri; Sciaenidae. The transcript is spliced from 10 exons. The coding region runs from base 209 to 1456 and encodes 415 amino acids. Gene Ontology annotation, cellular component: cytoplasm. The record is from RefSeq and is a predicted model, not a curated record. Gene Ontology annotation, molecular function: protein binding.
GGGAGCGGAGCCAGUGUUGUGCCAGAACAGGAGCUGGGUGAGCGGGCGAUCUAAGCAGGCUUUGGACAUAAUGAAAGAAGAGGCCGAAAGGACAUCGAUGGAGGAAGAUAAGAAACUUCAAAGUUCAAAGUUUCCUCAAAGUCUUCUUUAGUUUUAAUCCAGAACCUGAACCGGACUCUGAGCGAACAGGAAUCAGGAUCCAUGUCACAUGAAACCUUUUGGAGGAUCCGGUCUGAAGCUCUGCAGCAGCAUUUUGGAUCAAACGAUUCCAAGUUACAGAGGAGGAGCAGAUAUGGGUUUGUUGAGGAAGGUGGAUGUCCCGGUCUACGACCUGUCCCUGAUCAGAGGGAUCUGGGAGGUCCGAGUGAAGAAACAACGACAGAAACAGAAGAAGGAGCAGGAGAGGGUCGAGAAGAGCGCGCUCGCCAGGAUCGAUCAGGAGUGGCAGUAUCGGAUCUACUGUAAGACACUGAAGAGCGACGAACGGAACCUGCUGCACCAUUACCUGGAGAGAACUACACUGACCAAUACAAUACAGCCGUAUACAGACGGAGACGAGCAGGAUCAGAAAGACGAGCAGGAACAGAAAGAUGUGGAACAGAAGCUGACCCUCCAGCUGAACGGAGACAGAUGGAUGGACUUCCCCCGGGAGCUGCAGUGGAUGACUUACCUGAGAGAGUGGCACGUCAGAGGGACAAGGAUCCGUCAGCUGCCUGACUACCUGCCUCUGUUCACCCAGCUCUCCGUGCUCGAGAUCCCCAAAAACGCCAUCGCUGAGCUGCCACCUGAGAUCGGUAAACUGACGGGGUUGAGGGAAUUGAACGUCAGCUACAACCGCUUGUCCAAAGUUCCUCCAGAGCUCGGAAAUUGCGAGAACCUGGAGAGACUCGAACUUACGGGAAACUACAACCUGUCUGAGCUGCCGUUUGAGCUGAGCAGCCUGAAGCAGCUGGUCCACCUGGACAUCGCGGAGAACAGGUUCGUGUCGAUCCCCAUCUGCGCUCUGAGGAUGAGCAGCCUGCAGCUGUUGGACCUGAGUAACAACAAACUGAGCGACCUGCCGCAGGACAUGGACAGGUUGGAGCAGCUGGUCACCCUGUUCAUCCAUAAAAACAACCUGUCUUACCUCCCUCACUGUCUCACCAAGAUCUCCACGCUCAAGAUGAUCGUCGUCAGCGGCGACGAGCUCAACUGCAUCCCCACCCGACUGUGCAGCAACCCCGACAUCAAGUUCAUCCGCCUGUACGACAACAUGAGCGAAGAGAAGAAGAAGAAGAAGAAGGAGGAAGAGGAGAAGAAGAAGAAAGAGAAGUGGAGGAGGUGGAGAGAGCAGAGAGAGGAGGAGGUGAAGGACGGCAGCGAGAAAGAGUUCAUAGAGGCGUAUGUGAGCUCGCUGAAGGACAGAGACACCAUCCCCUACGCCACCACCAAGGUCACCAUCUCCUGCCUCAUGUGAUGAAGAGGAGGAUGAAGGUCGAGGCUGUGAGUCACUGAAGGAUAAAAGAACUCAAAGAUGGCGUCCUUGCUGUGUGGCCUUCUGCACGUGCUCAGUGUUUCCCGGAUCAUCAAGCCGCUAACACGUUGUUGCUAUAAUCUUUGCUAGCUAGCUCCGCCGUCGACGUCCCACAAACUCAUCGACCCUCGAACAGCUCGACGAACAGCCCGACGAACAGCUCGACGAACAGCCCGACGAACAGCUCGACGAACAGCUCGACGAACAGCCCGACGAACAGCUCGACGAACAGCUCGACGAACAGCCUGACGAACAGCUCGGCGAACAGCUCGGCGAACAGCGACGUUAACUGAUCGAUUAUUAUGUCUCGACAAAACCGACUAACUAUUUAAAAUUUAAAACGCUUUUUUCUUUCUUUGAGGGAUUUUUGAGGCUCUUUAUAAAAUUCUGGCAUUAAGCAAUUUGAAAAUAAGAAUUUGACACAUUACCAUAGUUUUGACAUAACGGAAAUAUGACCUCUUAAUAUGAGGUAUAUGACGGAAAUAUGAGGCAUAUGACGGAAAUAUGAGGCGACAUUUAAUGGCUCAUAUUGGAGAUGAAAUAGAUGACUAAAGAUAGAGUACAACAUUUUGAAAUUUGUCAAACUGUCACUUUUGACAUGAUCAGAACUCAGAUUUUUUUAACAUAGUUUUCAAAUUAGAUUUUUACUUUUGUCAUUUUUUAUAUUUAGUUCUUUUUUGGGGGAGUUAGUAGGAAUGAACUUCCAUAUUUUACGCCAAUGUUGUUUAAAUUAGAAAAUUAAUUUAACAUUUAACUAUUUAAAAUAAAAAUUAAAUUUGUCAAAUAAAAAUUGACAUCAUCAGUUUUUAGAUUUAAGAUUAGGAAAUAGAACAAAGACCAUUUUUACAUUACAGUUUUGACAAAAAAUACUGAUUUUUUACUGGCAGGAAGGAACUUCCAUAAGUAUUUAAUUAAUUACGAGA